Messenger RNA from Triplophysa dalaica, 4599 nucleotides. It is a transcript of the gene foxn3, whose product is annotated as forkhead box N3. The coding region runs from base 522 to 1850 and encodes 442 amino acids. The transcript is spliced from 6 exons. Gene Ontology annotation, cellular component: nucleus. The record is from RefSeq and is a predicted model, not a curated record. Gene Ontology annotation, biological process: regulation of DNA-templated transcription. Gene Ontology annotation, molecular function: DNA-binding transcription factor activity; cis-regulatory region sequence-specific DNA binding. NCBI's taxonomy places the organism in Eukaryota, Metazoa, Chordata, Actinopteri, Cypriniformes, Nemacheilidae.
AUAGGGGCUUCCUGUUAUGUCAGGAGUCAACCGGCGUGGCAUAGAAGCAGCUGGGACCAAAGGGCCGGUGAGUCUGGUUACAUGUGGGACAUGCGCUACUUACAGCGGGUGAAACAUUGUGACAGCCGAGACAGGAGAGAGGGCACCCUCCUGUCACCAAACCCCCGCAGUCCUGGUUUAGACGUCCCCGCGUGUGAAGGUCUUCUCUUCGGUCUUCUUCGGUCUCUGCAGUCUCUUUUCCUCGCUUUUUUGGGUCUUGAGAUGAAGAAACAUCUCGCCCAUGUCAGGUCAGGGCACUCCGUUCCAGCCGCGAUUGUUUGCGUUUGAUGUUCUCAAGUUCAGCGCCCGGGGCUCCGCGAGAGGAACUUUGCUCCGAGACUUUGUCAACAAAUGCGGUGUUAAAUAGAGAAGCCACGGAGUGAAGUUUAAAUGCGCUCGCUGGGUGGAACACAAGGCGCUGAACCACUUGGAAGCGGGGGAGAGCUUAAGAGGGGACGGAGUGCAGAAGAGCUCUGGUCUAAAUGGGUCCGGUUAUGCCUCCCAGUAAGAAGCCGGAAGGAUCCGGGGUCAGCGUCGCAAGCGGCCUGAGCCAAUUUUAUCAGGCGAGCUCCAUCAGGUGUGCCCUCCAGGAGGCCGAGGAGAUGGACCUGGCUCUCCCCACCAUCAAGCUGGAGAAGGGCAGUGUAGAAGAUGAAGAGCUCACCAACCUCAACUGGCUCCACGAGAGCAAGAAUCUUCUCAACAGCUUCGGCGAUCCCGUGCUGAGGAGCGUCAGCCCCGUUCAGGACCUGGACGACGACACCCCGCCCUCCCCAGCACACUCGGACCUCCCGUAUGACGCCAAGCAGAACCCCAACUGCAAACCCCCCUAUUCGUUCAGCUGCCUCAUCUUCAUGGCUAUAGAAGAUGCCCCUUCCAAGAGACUGCCUGUGAAAGACAUAUACAACUGGAUCCUGGAACACUUCCCAUACUUUGCCAACGCCCCCACGGGGUGGAAGAACUCAGUCAGGCACAAUCUGUCUCUCAAUAAGUGUUUUAAGAAAGUGGAUAAGGACCGGAGUCAGAGUAUCGGGAAGGGCUCCCUGUGGUGUAUAGACCCAGAGUACAGACAGAAUCUCAUCCAAGCGUUGAAGAAGACCCCUUAUCAUCCUUAUUCCCAAGUGUUCACCACACCUCCCACCUCUCCUCAGGCAUAUCAAAGUAUGUCCGGACCUCCCAUAUGGCCAGGAAGUCCCUUUUACAGGAAAAACAAGGGAGUCCUCCUACAAGUUCCUCAGGGAGUGAUCCAGAACGGCGCUCGUAUGAUGAGCCAAGGCCUCUUCCCGGGAAUCCGACCCCUUCCCAUCAACCCUAUAGUGAGCAGGACAGCCGCUGUAAGGUCGGUGCUCGCUGGCUACAGAAUUACCAGUGACGUUGAGCCAAUCCAUACCUCUCAACUGGUCACCGGCGACCUCAAGGAGGACCACACCUACAGUUUCGCCAAAUCUUCUAGCUCCGACGUCGGAGAAGAGACCCCCUGCGACGGGAGUGAGGUGAGCUUCCACGGCAACGAGGCCGGCAGCGAGGGCGAGGACGACGACAAGAGCAAAAUCAAGAAGGAGCCCAAGGAGUGGUCGGUGGACGCCCUGGCGCUCGCCCAGCAAAAGAAAAGGCAACAUUUGACAAAAGCCAAACAGAGAGUAGCCAGUGACACUCUUCCUCUAAAAAAGAGGCGCACGGAGAAACCUCCAGAGAGUGACGACGAGGAGAUGAAGGAGGCGGCCGGGUCUCUGCUUCAUUUGGCCGGCGUCAGGGCCUGUUUGAACAAUAUCACCAACCGGACGGCUAAGGGCCAGAAAGAGCAAAAAUAAUAAACAGACUGUAUUAUUAAGAGGACAAAAAACAUCACUUUGAAUAGAAUUUACUAUUUUUUUCCAGGACAUCAGGUGAAUUCUACUGAUUUGUGGCAAUAUCAACAAUCACUUUGUUUUCCUAUCUUUAUAGGUAACAUUUUACUGAGGGUUCCUUGUUUUAGUUUACUUUUUUAAUUUUGUUGUGUUUCUUAAUCUACGGAGAUUGAAGCCAUAGCCUUCUAAGCAAAAGAUUUGGCUGAUAGUAAAAUGUAGUACAAUUAUGCCCCGAUUAUAGAAACAGGACCGUCAAAUGGCAAACUUUCUGCAGCAUGUUCUCAAUUUUUAGUGCAGCUCGCCAGAGGAAGUUCUCAAGUUGGUGAUACGGUAAAGAAGACGGUAAUCUCUCAUGUGAAUUAAACAUGUUCCCGUGCCAGAGACAAUCCUGUGGCCGUCUGGCUCGAGCACUUCCUGUGAUGUCACUUCCCUUUGACGCCCUGGCUGUUAAUCUAGUCCAGGAGCAAAGCGCCAUGCAGAAAACGCUCGCGUCCUGUUAUUCGUCACAAGGCUUGUGUGAAUCAUGCUGGCGGUGGUUCUUCAUAAAUCACACGAAUGAGAAAAAAGCCAUAAGCCUUUGCGAAGUGCUUUGUGGAGGCAAAAGUGAUCCGUUACCAAUAAGUCUUUUAAAACUACCCACGUUUUUUUCCUAAGCAAUCAAAAUGAGUGAUAUUGUCCAUCUAAAGUGAUAGUGGAUGGUGAUAUUUCUCCUUUGGCACAAUGAAAAAGAAAACUCGGAGCUAAUGCUACAAUACCUGCCAAUUGUGUUCUAAUAGCGGAAAAUAAUAAUAUGUGGAGUUGUUUUGUGUUUGUUUGUUUACGUUUGGAUUUCGUUCUCUGUUCAAACCCUCGUGAUGUAAUAAGCAAUUUCAUCCAGUCAGGAGAACACUGUAUAAAAGUUACACUAGACCAUUUUUCCUUUUUUAAUUUAAGCAAUGUAGCCAGCAGACUUUUCCAAAUUGUUGCAUGGGUUCUGUAAAGAAAAAGACGACCGUUUUUUUUAAAUCAAAAAGUUCAUGUAAGGUAAAUAAUGUAUUUAGCAUGGAGCAUGAAUUAUUUUCAUAUAAAUAUAGAUCCUAGAGAACUACGGCACCGCCUCUAAUUUCUAUGCCAAUAGGCCUAGUCUCUUUCUUCGUCCGAUUUGAUUUCCGACUGUCGUCCUUAUCACAUUUGUGUUCAAGCAGGCGUUUUAAGAAUGAUCUUCUUCAGGGACAAACACUGACUGUUGGGAAACUCUCUCUGCAAUAUGACGACUCGGCGCAGGGCUCGGGCCGUCUCAGAGACCGUGGCCCGUCCACGCUAACAGCCGCCCUCCAACGGAUUUCAGCCGUAUCAAUGUCCGUGUCGUUCAGGAGAAGUUCGUAGUGAGUGUCGGUACCCAGCUCCUUCCAGCUUUCGUGCCUGCUUUUCUUCCAUGUGUAACCCGGGUGUACGUGUCAUGUGUGAUAUAUUCAGGGUCUUCCUUGUGUUCGGCAAGACUUUGGAUCUGCAGCGCAAAACCUGACACGUAGUUUUGUUCGUUUGUUGGCGUAGCUCUGUUCAGGAGCUGUCAGUAUUGAUUCAGAUGUUCAUAGUACAGGCAGGAUAAAAGCUGACAGAUAGUUACACCCACAUGUAUAUUUAAGCACUUAUAAGCAGUAAACGCAAGCGAUACCGGAGCUAAGUGCAAACGCUAGUGUAUAUACUCUCGCGACCUCGCCCAAUUGCACUUUUAUUGAUUUAACUCAAGGUAAGCGUCUUUACCUUUGAAAGCAAGAAUUUUUAAGAUUCAGUGCCAAAGCCUGUAAGGACUCUACACUGCAAAAUGGACGACGCAUACUUGAUAUGUAUGUCAGUCAAUGUCAGUAAGUUGUAGCAUUUCUGUCCGUGACCCAUGUAUAAUAUUCUCAAUCAUAUUCGUUGAUAUCACAUUGCAUUGCUGUGAUUUACUCAUCGGGAUGUCUCUGAUGUCAUACCUCAUACUGCCACCACCCCUUCAUCUGAUGAUCCGAUGUUUCGUAGCGUGUUGAAUGUCUUAUCUUGCUCAUGAAUGUUAAUGUGAUGUCUCCUGUUGGCAUGCCUUUUUACCUAACCAAGCUAGAAAUGGUUCUUUUCCACAUCUGCACUUGAAUUAUCCCGAUUGUAAGAUUUGUGACCUCGUCUGAUAUUGGAUCUUCAACAUCUGCCAUGUGUAUGGUCAAAAUGGAGGAAAACCAGUACCAUAGAAAGCUAUCGAUUCUAAACACACUGCCUUCCUUUAAACGACAACACUCACUACGUAACUUUUACCUUCCGAGUUCUUUCAGAGGUCACGCUCUGUUAAAGAAAUACUUUCGAAAGCAUCAACAAGCAGCCAAAUAAAAGGAGGCGAUGUUUUUUCCCAUUGUGUUUUUUGUCGUUUGUUUUGUUGAAAGGUUCCUGUUAACUGCCAUUAUGUUUAGUGUUUAGGUUUAAGAUGAAAAGUAACAGUGUCUAUUUGGUUUGUAAUGAAUUAUUUUGGUCUGACGGCAUGUGCACCCAGCAAAAAUGUCAAUAUAGAGGCGUUAUUGCACUCUGUAUUUUCCUUGACUUGUAAUCAUAUUGCCAAAGACAACGAUUUUAUCAAUUAAUGUAUAUAUCACUUUGUCCAAUGCUACGACAGAUUUUGGUUUCGUUCCAGUUUUUCUCCAACCCUGCCAUCGAGUUUCUGUGAUGUAUUGUCUUCCAGUUGCAAUAAAAAAAGUUGCAAAGGUGA